CAUCACCCGAGUCUCUAAAUUUCCUGCUUGUAUAUAAACUCUCAACCCCAAAACUCUUUCACCACAAAACCCCCAAAAUCUUAUAAGCCUCUCUUCUCUCUUCUUCUCACUCAAGUUUAAUAAAAUACAAUUUGCAAACAUGGUUUCGUCAUCAACAUCAACAUCUCUCAUAAUCUCUCCAAGAAAGCUCAGAUCAGAUUUGUAUUCUUAUUCAUACCAAGAAGAUUCAACUACCCCUCUGGUGGUUAAUGUUCUUGCUUCUCUGAUUGAGAGAAGCAUGGCCAGGAACCAGAGGAUUGCCAAGAGUUGCAGCAGCCCUUGGUACAUGUCCAAGGACAUGAAGAAGACUCGGAUUUUUGAGUGCCAUGAGACCCCGGACAUGACAAUCCAAUCCUAUCUGGAGAGGAUUUUCAGGUACACCAGAGCUGGACCUUCUGUGUAUGUGGUUGCAUAUGUUUAUAUUGAUCGGUUUUGCCAGAACAAUCCUGGGUUUAAGAUCAAUGUCACAAAUGUUCAUAGGCUUCUCAUCACAACUAUAAUGGUGGCUUCUAAGUAUGUUGAAGACAUGAAUUACAGAAAUUCUUACUUUGCAAGAGUUGGGGGAUUGACAACCAAUGAAUUGAACAAGUUGGAGCUUGAGUUUUUGUUCUUGAUGGGGUUCAAAUUGCACGUCAAUGUGAGUGUGUUUGAGAGCUACUGUUGUCACUUGGAAAGAGAAGUUAGUAUUGGGGGAGGCUACCACAUAGAGAGCACAUUGAGAUGUGCAGAAGAAAUCAAAACCAGGCAAAAUGAAGAGAGAAGAUAUAACCAGUUUGCUGGUCUUUUGUUAUAAAUCAAACGAAACAAUUUCCAAUUCUUUUCUUUCCUCUUUGUGGGAUUUUAGUCCACCAAUUCUUUUGUACAUAUUUCUGUAUAAUCUGUGAGAGAUGUAAUUUUGGGGGGUUUACUUAGGGAAGCCAAUACAGAGUGAUGUGUAAAACUGUUGUAUCUUUUUUAGUAAGAAAAGUAUGAUUUUCCAAAUUGGCCUAA
This is a messenger RNA of Prunus persica (peach), 1029 nucleotides long. Its product is annotated as cyclin-U2-1. Lineage: Eukaryota; Viridiplantae; Streptophyta; Magnoliopsida; Rosales; Rosaceae. The record is from RefSeq and is a predicted model, not a curated record. Gene Ontology annotation, molecular function: protein kinase binding. Gene Ontology annotation, biological process: regulation of cyclin-dependent protein serine/threonine kinase activity. The transcript has 2 exons. Bases 140 to 832 code for a protein of 230 amino acids.